Messenger RNA from Fusarium graminearum PH-1, 472 nucleotides. RefSeq lists its product as uncharacterized. Bases 35 to 361 code for a protein of 108 amino acids. The record is from RefSeq and is a predicted model, not a curated record. The transcript has 3 exons. NCBI's taxonomy places the organism in Eukaryota, Fungi, Ascomycota, Sordariomycetes, Hypocreales, Nectriaceae. Gene Ontology annotation, cellular component: membrane.
AUUCCUCUCAUUCUCUCAUAUCACCACAUUCAAAAUGGCUGAGCAUCCUUCUUUCACUCUUGCCGCCCUUUUGGCUGCUGGCGGCACUGCCGGCUACAUGCGCACGCGCUCUACUCCUUCUCUCGUGGCUGGUGUCGGACUGGGAGUUUCAUAUGCCUAUGCUGGAUACCUUCUCAAGAACAACAAGGACUACGGUUCUGAGCUUGCCCUGGCAAACAGUGUCCUCUUAACUGGAUCCGCCGUUCCAAGAAUCAUCAAGACUGGUGGUCGAGCGCCUGUUCCUAUCAUUCUCGGUGCAGUUGGUGGACUUGCUACCUACUACUACCAGAAGAAAUUCCGCGAGUUCCGAUAUGGUGUUUAGGCGAAACUUGACUCCUGGAUAUUGACGAAAGGCACCUUCGAAAUGGGACAAGGCUGAUGUACUAUACUGUACGAUAGGAUAGUAAUAAUUCAUCUCAGUUUAGCGAGUUCA